This is a messenger RNA of Cephus cinctus (wheat stem sawfly), 900 nucleotides long. RefSeq names its product larval cuticle protein LCP-17. NCBI's taxonomy places the organism in Eukaryota, Metazoa, Arthropoda, Insecta, Hymenoptera, Cephidae. Gene Ontology annotation, cellular component: chitin-based extracellular matrix. The transcript is spliced from 2 exons. Gene Ontology annotation, molecular function: structural constituent of chitin-based larval cuticle. Bases 320 to 724 code for a protein of 134 amino acids. The record is from RefSeq and is a predicted model, not a curated record.
UUGUAUUCGCAGCAUUGAAACGUGAGACCGAGAGCAUUCAGUAUUUUGACUCACGGUGCAUAAUAAGCGGCGAUAUGCUAAAAAGAGGAAAAAGAAUCGUAGAUAAACGUAUAGCCACAGUGGAAAGAAGUGAGAUGCAGUCAUAAUAUGUAUGUGAUGAGAAUAGUGAAAAAAUAACUGAAGAAUUGGUGAAGAUGAGCAAGCAAACUGGAGGACGUUUUGAGUGUUUUACAUUUUAGCGAGUAUAAAAAGAAGCCCAUCCUUUUGGUCAGUCAGUUGCAUUUGGUCGAGUGCAAGGAAAGAACAAAGUGCUGGAGACAUGGGGAAACUUAUUGUAUUCAUAUGCCUAAUUGCGUUAUCCGUAUCAGCGGAAAUUUCAACAUCACCAGUGGCCAUUCUUCACCAGGAAUCAGAAGUCAAUCCGGAUGGAUCGUUCUUCAACGUUUGGGAAUCCGAAAACGGUAUAAAGGUCCAAGAACAAGGAACAUUGAAACACGUCGAGGAUCAAGACGUGUCUGUAGUAAAUGGCGACGUGUCGUGGACCGAUAAUGACGGGAAAUCAAUUCAUCUGACUUACGUCGCGGAUGAGAAUGGAUUCCAGCCUCAGGGUGAACAUAUCCCGACCCCACAUCCAAUGCCCCAAUCGGUGAUACGGGCCCUGGAAUACAUUGCCGCGCAUCCUUACGUGGAGAAGGAUCAAAAAAGUGCAGAAACCUCAACUUAGCCUGAAAACAAAAUAAUUCUUAGUCAAUCAAGGAAUAAUCCAUUGACUCAUUUUAUAUCUGAUCCGUCCUAGACACUCUCGCUAUAUACUUAUGAAUAAAUUUGCUUGAAUUUUCAUCUAAUUGUAAAAUUUCAUUGAAACUUCUCAAAAUAAACAUGAAACGCGAGCCAAGUAAA